AUGUCAUUAGCAACAGUGAUGAUGAUCAGUCUUCUGUUUGUCUCAGCAUUCUGCGAAAAGUUUACAACCGGAGUUCAGCUACAUGUGCGCAAAGGAACGAAUAAGGAGGUAAUAGCAAAAUGCAGCUUGCUUACUCGGCUUGCUCCUGAACUAUGGCAAACGGGUGGAUUCCAGAAUUGCAUUAUUUUGCUUCGCAUUGGAACCAUUACUCUCAGCAAUAUUGUGCAAUAUCGCGUUACCGUGGAUAUCGAAAAAAUGCCCAAAUUUCCAGAAAUGAGAGCAUACUUUGAAAAGGUGGCGUUUGUUAACCAAGAACUUAACUCAGGAAUGAGUUCGUGCACAACUACCACCGGUAAUAACUGGCAGCUAUGGGAACUAAAUCGCGGUGAAAGGCAUAUAUUUCGGAUGUAUAUCAAUGUUAAUUUAUCCCACGUAAGAGCGCCCAUCUGCGACAGACUUUUGAAAAUCCGUCCAAAUGCAUUCCGAGAAGGUGGUUUCCAUGAAUGUUAUAAUGCGCAAAUGGACCCCGAUGAAAUGUUUGCCGAAUUGCACUUGGUUUGUUUAAAAGUGCGUAACCGACUUAGUGGGGAAUUCUUCUCUUGGAUGAGUGAUGAGGAAGUGGCAUUGCGUGUCGAAACAAUGUUCAACUCCGAUGCUGUAGGCUGCGUUACGCACGACCUUGGAUAUAUAGCCGGUCUGGUGCAAAAAACCUUUUACGUUUCUGGACCAUCGUCAAGAACUAUGUGCAGAAAAAUAAAAGAGAACAUUGGUGUACCAUUUCACGCGCAUUAUGUGUCGUGCAGCCUAAAGCAAAUUGGCAGUUCAAACUUUAGUAGAAUUAUCAUGUCAUUAUAUCGCUUGAAGUUCAAACAUCCGUUUUAUGCCAUUGAUCAGUUUGCAUACAUGGAAUACCAGAGCAAGUUGAUCAAAGAUAUGAAUCGACCCUUCACCAUUUGCCUAUAUAAUGGGUAUUCUCAACUGGAGAAAAUUAAUUGCCGGAAUUUCCUGUUUCGCACCUAUUAUCAACGUAUGGUGGAUGGUGCCAAAGUGCAAAUAUCCAAACUUGGCUGGCAAACUUGUUUAGGAAUGCUAAACAUGGAUGUCACGCAUUUGAAUCGCCAUUUUCGCCGUGUAUUUGAUAUUUUU
Messenger RNA from Dicrocoelium dendriticum, 1146 nucleotides. NCBI's taxonomy places the organism in Eukaryota, Metazoa, Platyhelminthes, Trematoda, Plagiorchiida, Dicrocoeliidae. The record is from the annotation of a GenBank genome assembly.